Molecule: messenger RNA, 359 nt
Organism: Nematolebias whitei (Rio pearlfish)
Lineage: Eukaryota; Metazoa; Chordata; Actinopteri; Cyprinodontiformes; Rivulidae
Gene: pet117
Product: protein PET117 homolog, mitochondrial
Exons: 3
Coding region: 62-316 (84 amino acids)
Biological process (GO): mitochondrial respiratory chain complex IV assembly
Cellular component (GO): mitochondrion
Source: RefSeq, a predicted model, not a curated record
GAACUUCCGGUGAGAGGCGGAAACAGUCCGGAGCUCGUUAGCUGAAGCUAAAGCUAACGUGAUGUCUACGGCUUCCAAAGUGGUUCUGGGAGUUUCUGUGGUUCUGACUUUGAGUACUGUGGUAGGGGUCCACCUCAAGCAGUCCUGGGAAAGGGAGCGCCUCCAUCAGGGUGUGGUCCGGGAUCUGGAGCAGACAGAGAGGAAGAAGGAGAACCUGAGGCUGCUGGAAGAGCAGAGGCUUCUGACUAAACUCCUGGAGGAAGAGAGGCGGAGCUCCACCCAUAGGACACCUGAGGCAGGUGAGUCGUGUACCUGAGGCUCCGCCAUGGACAGUAGCGGCGAGCAGCUGGCGGUGCCGG